Oldenlandia corymbosa var. corymbosa is the source of this 930-nucleotide messenger RNA. Lineage: Eukaryota; Viridiplantae; Streptophyta; Magnoliopsida; Gentianales; Rubiaceae. The record is from the annotation of a GenBank genome assembly.
AUGGAAUCCAUCUCAAUUCCCAGGGCCGAUCCCGCCGACAUAGCCCACGAUUUCUUCCCUUUCCUUCGCGUUUACAAAGACGGCCGCGUCGAUAAAUUCCUCCACACCCCACUUGUCCCUCCCUCCGACGAUCCCAACACCACCGGUGCCUUGUCGAAAGACGUCUUCAUUUCUCCGGAAAACAAGGUUGGUGCCCGGCUGUUUCUCCCCAAGACGGUCAAACCGGACGAGAGACUCCCGGUCCUCGUUUACUUCCACGGUGGUGCUUUUGUCAUUGAAUCCGCCUUCUCUGCCCAAUACACCGCCUACCUGAACUCCGUCGUCGCUGAGGCCAACGUGAUCGCCGUCUCCGUCGAGUACAGGUUGGCUCCGGAGCACAAAGUCCCUGCUUGCUACGAGGAUUCUUGGGCGGUUACCAAGUGGGUCGAAUCCCACUCCGGUAAACAAGGACCCGACCCAUGGCUCAAUGACCACGCCGACUUCGGUAGGGUUUUCUUCGCCGGAGAUAGCGCCGGAGCUAAUAUUGCCCACAACAUGGCUGUCAGAGCAAGUAAUGCUGAAGAAGGUGGGAUUAAGCCUUUGGGGUUGAUUUUAGCACAUCCCUUUUUCGGCAACGGGAAGCCGGACAAGCUGUGGCAGUUUAUUUGUUCGGAUUUCAAUGGGUGGGAAGACCUGAGGUUGAAUCCUAUGGCUCAUCCGAAUGUGCUGGCGGGACUGGUUUGCAAGAAGGUUUUGAUUGUAUUAGGGGAGACAGAUUUCAUAAGAGACAGGGGUGUGCUUUAUCAUGAAGCCCUGAAGAAGAGCGGAUGGAAUGGCGAAUUGGAAGUAGUGGAUUUCGAGAAGGAAGGACAUGUUUUUCAUUUGCUCAAUCAAGCGUGUGAGAAUGCCGGAAUUUUGAUGAAAAAGGUUGUUUCUUUCCUCUCUGUGUGA